CAUCACCCUGACGUCAGGAGCUGUCCAAAGGCCUUGGUGCUGAAAUAAAAUGGCUGGCUGCUAGAGAAACCCAAGGAAGGUGGAACAAUUCCAGAAGUAUGCCAUUUCCCAGAAGGCGACGACAACGCGCAGCCUCUCCCAACCCAGGUCCGAGCUGAGAGCCAAAUCUGAAAAAGCCAGCCUCGCCGAAGGGAAGGUGUAAAAAAUUGGCGAGAGAGAGAAAUUAAGAAAGGACCAUGUCUUUGCUUUGUGUUGGAGUCAAGAAAGCCAAAUUUGACGGCCCCCAAGAAAAAUUCAACACGUACGUCACCCUCAAAGUCCAGAAUGUGAAGAGCACGACAAUAGCGGUGCGAGGAAACCUUCCAUGCUGGGAGCAAGACUUCAUGUUCGAAAUCAACCGCCUUGACCUCGGGCUGACGGUGGAAGUGUGGAACAAGGGUCUAAUCUGGGACACGAUGGUGGGGACCGUGUGGAUUCCGCUAAGCACGAUCCGACAAUCCAACGAGGAGGGGCCCGGGGAAUGGCUGACCCUCGACUCCCAUGUCAUCAUGACGGACAAUGAGAUCUCUGGGACCAAGGACCCAACUUUCCACCGCAUCCUUUUGGACACUCGCUUUGAACUCCCGCUUGAUAUACCUGAGGAGGAAGCGCGCUACUGGGUCAAAGAGCUUGAGAGGCUCAAUGCGAUGCGAGAUCAGGAUGAUGAGAAGCCGCUGCCCGUACCCGGAUCUCAGUGCUGCAACUGGAAUUAUUUUGGCUGGGGAGAUCAACAAAAUGAUGACCCAGACAGCACCAUGGAUGACCGGGACAGCGACUACCGCAGCGAGACCAGCAACAGCAUCCCGCCUCCUUUUUACACCACCUCCCAGCCCAACGCUUCGGUCCACCAAUACCCCAUAAGGCACCAGCAGAGAGCGACCAGGGACUCUUACGCUGAUUCCAUGCAGAGCUACGAUAUGGACUACUCUGACCAUCGGCCCAUGAGACGCUACGGUAGCGUAGACUCUGCCGCAAACGGACACAGCGACGCUGAGUCUGCUUCCGGCUCGAGCAGACACACGAGUCGCCAGCCCUCCCUGGAGAGCAGGCGCACCCUAGACCUAUCGGAUAGCCCCACGGGGAGCAGCCGCUACGCCUCGUCGGGGGAGCUGAGCCAGGGCAGCUCUCAGCUGAGCGACGACUUCGACCCCGACGACAUCAGCCUGGACGAGCGGGACGGGGACUCGUACCACUCCUGCCACAGCUCGGUCAGCUACCACAAGGACUCGCCGCGCUGGGACGAGGACGAAGACGACCUCUACUUGGACGAGGACGAGUUUAACGAGGAGUACAGCGAUAACGAGGAGUACUACCCCGAGGACAAGGUGGGGGAACCCGAACCUGAGACCUACCCCGGGGAUGCCUACCCGCAGCAAGAGCAGCAGCAGAAGGGCCAGCUGCCGCUGCCGCAGCCGCCGCAAGGCGCGCCAUCCCAGCAGAAGCCACUACAGGCACCUCAGCAACAGCCACUACAAGCACAGCAGCAGCAACAACAACAGAAGCCACUACAGGCGCAGCAGCAGCAACAGCAGAAGCCACUACAGGCACAGCAGCCACAGCAGCAGCAAAAAGCAGAGCAGCAGCCGCCGGCACAAUCAUUGCAGCCGCCGCAGCCGCCGCAACAGCAGCGGAAGGCACCAGAAGAGACGGCAGAAGAGCUUCUGGCAGGCCAGCAGAAGGAGGCGCCGGCGGAAGAGGCCCCCGCCCCGGAGGAAGCCCCCCAGGAGGAAGAACCCCCCAAGGAAGAGGAGAGGUAA
This is a messenger RNA of Podarcis muralis (Common wall lizard), 1796 nucleotides long. The record is from RefSeq and is a predicted model, not a curated record. NCBI's taxonomy places the organism in Eukaryota, Metazoa, Chordata, Lepidosauria, Squamata, Lacertidae.